Molecule: messenger RNA, 3527 nt
Organism: Saccostrea echinata
Lineage: Eukaryota; Metazoa; Mollusca; Bivalvia; Ostreida; Ostreidae
Product: vang-like protein 2
Exons: 5
Coding region: 174-1868 (564 amino acids)
Biological process (GO): multicellular organism development; Wnt signaling pathway, planar cell polarity pathway; establishment of planar polarity
Cellular component (GO): plasma membrane
Source: RefSeq, a predicted model, not a curated record
AAACGCGCCCGAAACUUACCGAAGAUCGAGCUUGUCGAAGAAAAAUUAAAAUGGUGGCAGAAGGUUUGUUAGACAAUGAUGGGAUAUUCCACCGUGUGUGAACCCGUAUGCGAAAAGAAUCUUACCAGAUUUUGUAGAUAACGUGAUUAGUUACUUUAGGAAUUUGAGUAAUAAUGGAUGGUGCAGAAUCUGUUCGUUCAGGAAGAAGUGAUAGGUCAGAAAGGUCAAGGCGUAGUCAUGGUAGCCACCACCAUCGUCAUCACCACGGUAGCCGCAGCCGUGGCCCCAGCUCGGACCAUGGCGGUCAUCAUCGUCCAGGGGAACGCAGCAUGGAUGAGCGCUCUGUGACAAUCAAAACUCCGGGCAAUAUGUCAGACACAGAGGAUAGAAUGAUGGGAGAGGAGAGAAUUGAGGUGCAGGUCAUUCCUCAAGAUGAUAAUUGGGGGGACAACACAACUGCUAUAACAGGUAAUACAAGUGAGACAGGAUUUUCUAUGGAGGACAUGAGAGGAAAGUUUGGCAAGGAGAGCUUUGAGGAGACCAUUGGGAUUGGAUGUGCUCGAUAUGUAGGCACCACUCUGGCCAGUAUCUUGUCUGUGAUAGCUUUUCUCUCACCUAUAGCCAUGGUGAUUUUACCUAAACUUGGCAUAAAUGGCUGGGAUGCCGGUCCAUGUAAACCAGAUUGUGAAGGACUUCUCAUUAGCUUUGCCUUUAAACUUUUGAUUCUAGCUAUGGGAACAUUUGCCUUGUUUUUCAGGCAACCUAAAGCUACAAUGCCUCGAGUGUUUCUUUUCCGAGCCGUAGUACUAUUCCUGGUUUUUGUACUGACUUUUGCCUUUUGGCUUUUUUAUGGUGUAAGAAUCAUUAAAGAACAAACUUCACCAAAGACUCAAAGUUCCCAGACACCUACAGAUUCCUCUGACCUCGCAAAGGUACUGGGGAUUGAGUACAAGGAGAUUGUCCAGUUUUCUGUGUCUUUUGUUGAUGCACUCUUAUUCAUCCAUUAUAUUGCCGUCAUUUUGCUGGAAAUUCGUCAGUUGCAGCCCAUGUUUGUCAUCAAAGUGGUUCGCUCCCCAGACGGGGAAUCAAAGUGUUAUAAUAUUGGUGCACUGAGUAUUCAGAGGGCGGCAUCCUUUAUACUGGAGCAGUACUACAGGGACUUUCCAGUCUAUAACCCAUACUUAGAAAAUGCUUACAAGAAGCCAAUGAAAAUGUCAGGAAUCAAAUUCUAUGAUAUUGAUGGAAAUAAUUCACAGAAUGUGCAGAGUCGAUCCAGAGCCAUAUUCGCUGCUGCAGCUCGACGGAGAGAUGCAAGUCACAAUGACAGAUUUCAUGAAGAAGAGGAGUAUAAUAGGCGCGUAAGGAAAAGAAGAGCUCGUCUGAUCGUAGCUGCAGAGGAGGCGUUUACCCACAUAAAGCGAAUGCAGGAAGAAGCAGGGGGAGCAGCCAUUCCUAUGGACCCUAAUGAAGCUGCCCAAGCAGUGUUUCCUUCAAUGGCCCGGGCUCUCCAAAAGUAUCUCCGUGUCACACGCCAACAGCCAAGAUACACCAUGGAAUCUGUGCUGAACCACUUAGCAAGUUGUAUCAGUCAUGACAUGACACCAAAAUCUUUUGUGGAGCGUUAUCUAAAUCAGGGGGUUGUCAUCAUGAAUGACAAAGAGUACAAAGAAGUGGAGAAAUGGAUUCUCAUCUCAGAUCAGCUGCUGACUCGAGAACUAGAACACAAUUCUGUGUUUCAGUUGCGUCAGAAUGACAUUUCAUUAUUGUGUACCGCUAAAAGACUGCCCCAUUUCAAUCUUACAGAAGAAGUCAUAAAUCCAAAGACCAACAAGUUUGUGUUGCGGCUGAACUCGGAAACCUCUGUAUAACCGAGAGAAGGCAUAUUGUUUUCGAGUGUCAUUGUAUCAUACUAUUCACUUUUGUUCCAUUCUGUUUCCUAUAUCCCUGUGAAAAUGAUUGUGUGCAAAAUAUGCUCUGUGAAUAAUGUUGUAUUGUAGAGAAGGAAUGAUUGUUUGAAAGAGAAACAGGGGCCAAAUGAUCAUUCAUGAAUUUUCUGUGUGUUUAACAAGUUGAAAACAGAUGCAAAUGUGGCUAGAUAAUUCAUUUCUUAUGGUUCAUUUUACAUAUAUACAUGUUGUACAUGGUAUUGAAAUUUAAGAAUGUAAAAGAGGAAUCGUACAUGUCUAUUGUUGUUAUGAACACAUCAAUGUUCAGUAUUGCCCAAUUGACCACCAGUUUAUUUUUUUUCCCUUAUUCUAUGCUAGCAUUUUGAUGGCAGUUUUUCAUUUUGAACUGGUUUCUCCAAGAGAGAUCUUUUGCAUGAAUGUUUGUAUGCUGUGUUCAUCAAAAAAGUCCUCAUCAUUCGGUAAUAAAUGUGGCCCCACACAAUGUUUUAUAGUUCCUCAGAGGUGCCAUACCUAAACAUUGUACUUAAAUCUCCUUAAUAAUCAAGAGUUUGUGAUGUUUUUUCUUUGUCACUUUUUACAUAAGUUUGCAUGUAGCAGGUAAAGUAGACCAAAUAAAUCUCUCUUUUUAAAACUUUUGGUACUUGUAAAAAUGGUCCACUUAGUAAUAUACUCAGAAUAAAGCUUGGUUGUUUCUCAUCAUUUGCAAGAAUCCUUUGAAUUACAUACAGAAUUUUUACAUUCCUUUUCACAGCUAUCUUAAAGUUGCACAAUAUUUUUAAUCUUAAACAUGUUUGUAUCGGAAUCAAAAGCUUUACAAAAUCUAUUUCUUCAAGUGUUUUGUAUAAUUUUUCUAAAUGUGCAAUACAAGAUUUUCUUUUAUAUCCACGUAAGCAUUUUCUUGUAUCAAAAUGUAUUGAUAAACUUUUACUUUAUUUUUUUUUCUGAAAGGGAAUAAACUCUCAUGAAAUGAAAUUAUAUCUGUAUUUUUAUGAACUUUAAUAGUAAUGUUUAGUUUUUGUAGAAAAUGUACAUUUAAUUAGUUCUGAGCUUGUAAAUAUAUUUUUUUUCAUGAUGGUGCAUAAUUCUUUUUUUGAACCCGAUCUCUUAGGAUCUAUUACACUUUUAUAUUCCAUACCUCUCUUUUGUGUACAUGUAUUAUUUAUUUCUUUCUUUCAUGAGAAACAAUGAUUGUGUAAAAUUGCCCGUGGUAAUUACUAUAGCUUAUUCAACAGAAAAACACAGAACUAGCUUUUGCAGCAGAAGAUGGAGGCACACAUUUUAUAAACAUAUUUUUAAUGUUUUUAUUGUAUUUUAUGCAUUAGAAUGUUCUUCCACUUAUGAAAAUAAUAUCUCUUUUUUGGGAUGAAAGUAUAUUAUUUCUUUUUUUUCCUAGUUUUCUCAGGUCUGAUAUGUUUUUCAAUAACGGAUACAUAAAAUGGAAGAAAAUUUAGUUUCUAAAAGGAAGAUACCUUUAGCUGAGGCUAAAUGUUUAAGUCAGUUUUUCUCUUUAAAGUUCACAGAUCUGAAAUUUUAAUAAAAUUGCUAUAUGUUGUGACAAUAGUUAGUUAAGUCAAAUUGUACAAAAAUAAUAGUUUGUAAUAAAACCUUAAGUUGACAAAA